This is a messenger RNA of Paramecium octaurelia, 1473 nucleotides long. Lineage: Eukaryota; Ciliophora; Oligohymenophorea; Peniculida; Parameciidae. The record is from the annotation of a GenBank genome assembly.
CAUAAAUUCAAAUAUGCAAUCUCUAUUUGUAAAGUGUUAGAAAUGUCAACAACGACCAGCCACAAUCAAAUGUUCUUAAUGUCGUUACGGCCAAACCUACAGACUCUGCUAUUCCUGUGAUUCGUAAAUUCACAAUCGCACAGGUCCAAUCGACUAAUAACACAAAACAGAAAUCAUACCCUAUCAAGGUACACCUAUUUCCCUAAGAUAGAAAUGUAUCAAAAGAAUUAGAAUUUUGCACCAGCUCCCUCUAAACUCGAACAAUCAAAUUAAAUUAAAAAGAAUGAAUUUAAAGCCCAACCGCCAACAAAAGAUUAUUUGUCAAGCGAAACAAGAAAACCUGAUUAUUCUAAAACUAUUGAUGUUAAUAGGAAACCUGAAUAUCCAGAAAAGAAACACGAUUAUUUGGAUAAAAAAGUUGAUAGUCAUGACAAAAGAUAUGAUUAGCAAUACUCAGCAGGUUUUGAUAAAAAAUAGUAUACAUCCAAUCAAAAGCCUUAAGAUUAAGAUAGAGCCAGCUAAUCCAUUAUGAAUUAAUUGAAAGAUGAAUAAUAAUAAACAGAACGCUUGAAGGCUGAGUUGAAUAUGGCUAAAGACAGAGAAAAGGACUUCCAAAAGAGAUUGUAACACUAUUAAUUUGAUGUGUAUUAGGUCUAAGUUGGAAUAAGAUUACGAAUCAAAGCAUAGAGAAGAUAAAUAAAAAAUCCAAUAAUUGUAGGAUGAAAAUAAAAAUUUAAAUCAGAAACUCAACCAAGCCAAUAGACAUUUACAGGAAGAAAUCAAUAAGGUUAGACAUUAAUAUGAAUCCUAACUUAACGAACUUGAGUAAGCUUACAAUGAAAAAGAGUAAUAGUUAGAAUAAAUAACAUAAGAAUUUAAUUUAGUAAUUGAUUAUGUAAAUAAAAAUAGGAGGAAAUAUAAAAAAAAAUAGAAGAAUUAUAAUAAGAGUCAGAUAUGAAAGACUAAAUUAUUGAACAAUAUCAAUAGUAACUACAAGAUAUGUAAGAAGCAAUUCAAUAAAUUCAAGAAGAAUAAGCAAACAAUAGUAGGAACACUAGAAAUCAAUUCUCGUCAAAUAAGAAAUUAUCAAAGAGUCAAGAUAAUGAUAAGGAUCAAUUGAUUUAGAAUUUACAACAAUAACUUGAAGCAAAAGAUGAGGAUUGCAGAAAAUUAGAAGGUAAUUUAAAUAAAUAACUUAUAUUUAGAUUUGAUAGAAAAUUUCAAGCCCUUAUAUUAAAAUUUAAGUGAUGAAAAACAACAGUUAUAAGAGGAAGUGGAAAAACUUGCAAAUGAAAAUAACCAAUUCAGAGAAAUCUUUAGUGUAAUAUAUUACAAAAAAUUUAGUAAAACUUGCAUCUCUUCGGAAUCGACCCUGAAUAAUUGAAUGAAGAAGGCGAAGAAGGAGAAGAAGGAGAAGGAGAGGGCGAAUAUCCUGAAGAAAUUGCAGAGGAAAAUGAUGAUCAAAAUGAUUGA